Acanthosepion pharaonis is the source of this 843-nucleotide messenger RNA. Lineage: Eukaryota; Metazoa; Mollusca; Cephalopoda; Sepiida; Sepiidae. The record is from the annotation of a GenBank genome assembly.
AUGAAUUAUUCUCCGGAUGACAUUGUUUUAUUGGAUCGAGGGAGCGAUACUUCUGUUAUUGUUCAUCUUCAUGGAGCUACAAUUAUUUCCUGGAGAUGUGCUGGUGAAGAAAUGUUAUUUUUAAGUAAAAAUGCAGUAUUUGAUAAUUUGAAAGCAAUUCAAGGAGGGAUACCUAUUGUUUUCCCUAAAUUUGGGCCUUGGAAAUAUGGACCACAUCAUGGAUUCGCAAGAGUACUUAGAUGGAAACUGGAAAUGCCUCCCAAAAAGGAUAAACAUGGAAAUGUGUUUGCAGUGUUUGUCUUGGAACACAAUGAAUUGUCCCAAGCAAUGUGGAAUAUCAUGUUCAAAUUAGUUUACACAAUCCGUCUUGAAGAAUCUGCCUUGCAUGUUGAUUUAAGCGUACACAAUACAGAUAAAAUAACAUUUGGAUUCAACUGCCUCCUACAUAAUUACCUACUGACUCCUGAAGUAACAAGAUCAGGAGUAAUUGGUAUACAAAAUCUCAAUUAUUGGGACAAGGUAAAGGGUGGUGAAGAUACAGAACGAAAUGAAGAAGUGUUUAUCAGAGAAAAUAUUGACAGAGUUUACAAUGAUGUACCAAAUGAAAUUGUAAUUGGUAAUAUGGCUGGAAGCCGGACUCUUAUGGUGAAGACAUUCAACUUUCCAGAUGUUGUUAUUUGGAAUCCUUGGAAAGAUAAAGCAAAGAGCGUCUAUAAUUUGGGUGAUAAUGAAUAUCGAAACUCUUCUCUGAUUAACAUCAGACUGUUUCUUUUUGGACAUUUGUUAAAAACUGGGAAAAAAAAAAACUGUGCUCAUGAUGCUGACAAAUAUGGUAAGUUUUAA